AUGUACGCAAAUCCAGCUAUACCGCCUGGAUAUAUUGUGGUCAAGGGUGAGGAUACUCUGGCACUUGGUCCCAAAGUGGAGACGAAUGAUUGGCAUGCUCUGGUUGGAGAAUAUUGGUUGAUUCUCUUCUGGUUGUUCUUUCUUAUGCUUCUAAUUAUACUGUUGCCAUUCAUAGGACUUGGCGCUGUUAUUGCUUUUCUAUCAAAUAGACUGUUGGAUCAUGGCAUUGUGGAAGCUGCAAACUCAAUGCGCCAAGGUACCAAAGAUAUUUGUGCCUUUCUGAAGGACGUCAAGGAACAUAUUCAUCAUCUAUUUGGCAACAAUUAUGAGGAAAUGCUGAACCAUUUAACCGACACUCUGACCAAUUCUCACACGCACAUAUUUUUCGAUCUGGGAGAUACCUCCGAGGCGAAUGCAUUGGAAGAGCUGCAACGUAUACUUGAUAAUUUGCCAAGUGCAUUAGAUUUAAUGAAAGACGUGGUGGUUCUUGAGAAAAAAUUACGCUACUUUGGCGAUCAACUACGUGAUGGCAUACGCGGUAUUAAACGUGACUUGAAUAACGCCUGCCAAUAUGCGUCGAAUACGGAUAAAUUCUUAGAUUUUUUACGGAAUACGUUGAUUGAAUUUAUUGAUACCUCAGUCUGUCUGCACAUGGAUGAAUUGCCCCACACAUCCGUAUACGUGCAAGGCAUUAUGGAGAUAAUUGAUAGCAAAGCUCAUGAAAUACCAAAAGAGGGAAUAAAACGCUUUCAACAUGUUAGCGAUGUGAUCAAGGCAGCCACGGACAAGGUCGCUCCGCCACUGAUAAGUGAUAUAACCAAAGGAAGGGAUACCAUGUUGCAACAUGCAAAUCGAAUACAAGAUAUUGUGGAUGCGAUCAUCAGUGAUAUUCACUUGAACACGCUGAGAUCGACACAAUCCUUUGAGGACUUCUAUGUAAAGUAUGGCAUCCAUCGCAGACCCGUUAAUAUGUUUGCCUGUACUGUUAUUUUUGUGAUUAUUGGCGCCCUGAUUGUUGCACUCAUAAGUGGCUUCUGUGCCAGAAGAACAACUGGAGCUACCUGUCUAUUGCUAGCCAUUAUAUUAAUAUUCUGCGCCAUUUCGUUUAUUACACUGAUUGGACUUUUCUACUUUAUCUUGGGAAUUGCGACCUACCACGGUGGAUGUGCUCCAUUCAAGAAAAUGGAGGCUAGCGAAGUCUUUCGAAUGCUGGACGCUGUUCCUGUAAGGCUGAGCAAUCGUUAUUCCAUCUGUUAA
This is a messenger RNA of Drosophila innubila, 1257 nucleotides long. Its product is annotated as prominin-like protein. Lineage: Eukaryota; Metazoa; Arthropoda; Insecta; Diptera; Drosophilidae. The record is from RefSeq and is a predicted model, not a curated record. Gene Ontology annotation, cellular component: membrane. The transcript has 8 exons. Bases 1 to 1257 code for a protein of 418 amino acids.